GGGAGGGGCGGGGCCGGACAAGUUUGUUCGCGGAGUUCGGAGCCCAGGAGCCCCCGCGGCGGCCGCGCAGGUGCCCUCGGCCUGGGCUGGGAUGGAGCUGCCCGCGGUGAACCUGAAGGCAAUUCUUCUGAUUCACUGGGUGCUGACAACCUGGGGCUGCAUCAACUUCUCAGGUGCCUACGCCUGGGCCAACUUCACCAUCCUGGCCUUGGGUGUGUGGGCUGUGGCUCAGCCGGACUCUGUGGAUGCCAUAAGCAUGUUUCUGGGUGGCUUGCUGACCACCAUCUUCCUGGACAUCGUGCACAUCAGUAUCUUCUACCAACUGGCCACCCUCACGGAUGUGGGGCGCUUUGGGGCCGGCAUGGCCAUCCUCAGCCUGCUGCUCAAGCCCUUCUCCUGCUACUUCGUCUACCACAUGUACCGAGAGCGUGGGGGUGAGCUCCUGAUCCACACUGGUUUCCUCGGACCUUCUCAGGAUCGUAGUGCCUACCAGACAAUUGACUCUCCAGAGGCACCUGAGGACGCCUUUGCCAUCCCAGAGGGCAGGGGUCAAGCCACCCCCGGAUAUUGAAGCCAGCCCCAUUGUGCCUGGCCCCACCCUGGCACUAUCAUCUUCCUUGUACCUGGGAGGUCAUUCCAGGUAUGCCCCUGGCCUCCCUUUCUGGGACCUCAAGUGGAAUGUGUCUGCCCAGUCCGCAUCUUAGGGGCCGCCUGAAUCAAGUGCCCUGAGAGCCCAGGAGCCCCUGGGUGCCCCCAGCCCUAUGCGAACUCCUGUCCCAAACUCCCUGAGACCUCCCCUCAACUUCAAGACACUCCUUGGUCCCCAGGCUGGAACCAUGGUCUCUUGUCCUUCUGCCUCAUAGCUGCAGCACAGAGGUCUCAGCAUGAGUCAGUCAGGCUCAGGCCUCUGAGGGCCCAUGAUGCCCACCCAGGUCCCCGCGGUUACGUUAAGUCCUUCCUCAGGAGCUUGGAGAGCUUCAGGUCAUGCUCAGCCUCAAGAGCAGUCCAGCAUGGGAGUGAGGUCCCUGUGCUUCUUACUGACUGGUCACUUGGUGCCUGGGGCUAGAGGCAGGAGGUACCUGCAGCACCCAUGACCCACCACAGCCUCCAGCUGCCCUUCCUGGAGCCGAGGCAUUAGAGGUGGCAUUAAAGUUUUGGGAAUUCUG
Nycticebus coucang (slow loris) is the source of this 1166-nucleotide messenger RNA. It is a transcript of the gene AGTRAP, whose product is annotated as angiotensin II receptor associated protein. Gene Ontology annotation, cellular component: plasma membrane. The coding region runs from base 92 to 571 and encodes 159 amino acids. NCBI's taxonomy places the organism in Eukaryota, Metazoa, Chordata, Mammalia, Primates, Lorisidae. The record is from RefSeq and is a predicted model, not a curated record. Gene Ontology annotation, biological process: regulation of blood pressure; angiotensin-activated signaling pathway. The transcript is spliced from 5 exons.